UUGUUUUGUAUCUUAUUUUACUAAUUUGAAUUCAACAACAAAUUGAUAUUUUCAAUUAUAUAUUAUAUAGUAUAUAACGAAAUAUGGAUAACCAAGGUGACAUUUGUUGGAAGUGCCACAAAGGAGGAAUAACAUUGAAAUGCUCUUCCUGCAUACGACCAUAUCACAUUAACUGUGUGAAGGCCACAAAUAUGAGUAAUAUCAAAAUUUGGCGUUGCGAAGAUUGCACCUCAAAAGACACGCCUGAAGAAUUGAAACGGAUCCCAAUCAUUAUCAAAGGACGGUUGAAUUCAAAUUUUGAUGAAACUUUUUUUGGGCACCAAAAUUUAUUGAACUCGACGAAGGAAAGUCUCUUCAAUUCGACCAUGAUACCAUUGGUGCAAAACAUAAAAAUAAAAGCAAAUUCUUACCAAAAUUUUAAUGACCUCAUUGCUGACUUCGAGUUUGUCGUACAUAAGUGUGAAACGUUGUUAUCAGAUAAACAUAACAAAACGAAAUAUGCAAUAAAACAGUUGGGCUUUUUAAAGGUGGAAAUCGACAGUGUGAAAAAAUGCAUUCAAUGUCAUAUUCAUGCGAACGAUAUCGUCACGCGGCCAAAUUGGUUCACAAUGGUGUGCGAUAGGCCGCAUAUAAUUGUUUGGGCGAAGCAAUCGAAAAAAUAUCUGCCCGGCAAAGUUAUGUGUGCUAAUGAACAAGGAGUGAAUGUUCGUUUCUUUGGUGGCACGCUGGAGUAUCGUCUGAAUGCCAAUGUCCACAAAUGUUUGUUGUACUCUAAACAAAGUCUAAACAAUACAAGUACUGAGCAAAGUUCGGAAUACACAAAGGCUUUGAAGGAGGUCGAUGAAUAUAUCAAGAAUUUGAUAUCAAAAUUUGGUGCAUUCAAUUACGCGAAACCAAACACAUCAUUCGAUCCCAUGUUACUCGAUCAGUAUGUUUAUAACAUGAUGAAUCCCACAACAACUCCGGAGCCUGAAUUAAGGCCGAGGGGCCGAAAAAUCCAUGAAAUCGGUAAAAAUUACGAUGAACCAUCUGCCAAACGAUAUGCAUAUGCAAAAAAUCGGACUUAUACUCCUGAAUCCGAUGAAGCAAACAACAAUUCAGUUGAAGAUGAAGAAAACAUGGCUGUCGAAUCAACAUCGAAUGAAAACGGCGGAAAACAAACUGAAACAUCGAUAGAAAAUGAUCGAAUGAAAAUGACGGAGAAUCAACAUCGAAUGAACAUGCUUUUGUUCCAAGAUUUCAAUCAAUGUUUCAUGAAAUUGAAUCAAGAUUGGAGAGAAGCGAAUGAAACAAUUGAAUCGAUGAAAGAGCAGCACAAAACAGAACUGUCACAAUUGAUAGCUGAAAAGGAAAUACUGGCAAAACAACUGCGUGAUAUGAAUGGAUUAUACGAACAAAAAAUCAACGAAUUGGUUGUAAAGGAAGAAGAAUACAAGAAAGCAAUCGAAGAAGCAAAGAAAACCAGGUUUUGUUUGGUAUGCAAGAGUGAGGCUCCCGACUUUUAUCUCUGCGAUGCCAUUUGCGCUGAAAAAUUUAGGGAAAGUGCUGCACAUUAAGAGGAAAUGUGCAUCUAAAAAUGAGCCGAGGUCAAUUAAGCCCAUCAAAAAUUUCACUUUUUCAUUCUUUCAAUUAAGUAAUUAAGUAAAAAAAAUUGUAAGAAUUA
Molecule: messenger RNA, 1663 nt
Organism: Contarinia nasturtii (swede midge)
Lineage: Eukaryota; Metazoa; Arthropoda; Insecta; Diptera; Cecidomyiidae
Product: protein kinase C-binding protein 1-like
Exons: 6
Coding region: 84-1556 (490 amino acids)
Source: RefSeq, a predicted model, not a curated record